GCUCCCGCUUGGCACGCCAUAAAAUAGCUGCCGCCAUGAAAAUCAGAGCCGGUUUCUCCGUGUUCCCAUCUCGUACCGAGAUCUGGACUGGUAAGACGAGAAAAUGAAUGCAAUUAUGGCCGUUUCCGGGCUCAAUCGGUGGCUGCUUUUAUUACUCUUAAUUGGCGUCGUCUCUGCUUCCGUCGCAAGCAACCCAAAAAAUGCUACUGGGCCAAUUGGUGGCAUCACCCUUGCAGACUUAGAGGAAAGAAUACAGCUAUGCCCGGUGGUAGUCGACCUCAACACUGAGAAACUGGCAGCUUCCUCGGACGAAUCGACCCUCAUAUCCCGCAUCUUCUCAGUGCUCUUUCCAGGCAGCCCUGCCGUGAACGCCCUCCUCGCAACGCUAUACAUAUCCGGACCGCCCAAUUUCUUAUUGGCAUUAUGUCCGCCCAACAUCGACCCAGCGUCACUGUCCGUCAUGGUAGCGUUCGCGGUCGGUGGUUUGAUGGGUGAUACUUUGUUCCAUCUACUCCCGGAGAUCUUCCUGGGCGAGGAUAGCCCCCAACAUGUCCGGUUUGUGCUUGUGGAGCCGAACCGAAACCUGCUACUUGGUGUCGCAAUAUUGGUUGGGUUUAUGACUUUCGUUGCCAUGGACAAAGGACUACGCAUCGCGCUGGGUGGCGAGGGGCAUGACCACAGCCACGGAAACCACACCCAUAGCGGACACGAGUUAACUAGUAAAGCCUCUUCCACCGCAGUGGACGUAUCGAACAACGAAGUCAAGUCGCGCAAGAAGGGCAAGGAGGGCCAGAAAAUAGUCGAGAUCAAGGCUGAGAAGGACAUCAACCCAUCCGUCAAACUAGGGGGCUAUCUCAACAUGAUUGCUGAUUUCACCCACAAUAUCACGGACGGCUUAGCCAUGUCCGCCUCGUUCUAUGCGUCGCCUACAAUUGGGGCCACAACAGCUCUUGCUGUUGGCCUGCAUGAGAUCCCUCACGAAGUUGGCGACUUCGCCCUUCUGAUCCAGUCUGGAUUUUCGAAAAGAGCGGCAAUUGGCGCACAAUUCGUUACAGCCUCUGGUGCGCUCUUGGGGACAUUGAUUGGAAUCGCAGUUCAGGAAUUCGGCGGUAAUUCUGAAGGCAACUCCAUGGGCAUGAAGGAUGGUCUAUAUGGCACGAGCUUGACGUGGGGCGACAUGCUGUUGCCAUUUACCGCCGGGACGUUCCUCUACGUGGGGACCGUUGGGGUGAUACCCGAGCUGCUCGAAACUGGACCGAACAAGAAGGCGGAAGCUCAAAAGACACUGGCGCAGUUCGUUGCCGUUGCGCUUGGGGCAGGUAUCAUGCUCUAUAUCUCGUGGAGUUGAGUAUAAGCGGGGACCAUUCGACCCACAGCAAGGCUUGGCAAUGGCCAGGCUGUCGUCAGCGGCAGGAUGACUCAACUCAGCUAUGCUUCUGGCAUGGAGGAGAAGCAGGUUGUGAUGCCGAGGACAGGGCGGUCGCGGCUCUCAAGUACAUGGUGAUGGUGAUGAUCGUCAUCGCUUGAUGAGUCUCUCAGAUCCUUUUAUUGGGGGAGCGGGGGGAGGACGGACCUUAUAAGAGUGACUGGUCAACCAGACAAGCUGUAGUAGUUGCGAUGUUGUCCGGCUUGCGUAUCAGGGGUGAACAUAUAGAUCAUAGAUUAAGGUAACCGUUGAGGACAAAUCUCAAUGUGGUUGUAGCAUGAACCCUCAUACCCCCGGCUGCCUUGUGUAACUUGGAAUUUGUGACCUCUAUUUGCCAGUUUUUC
This is a messenger RNA of Pseudomassariella vexata, 1770 nucleotides long. RefSeq names its product ZIP zinc transporter-domain-containing protein. The transcript is spliced from 4 exons. Gene Ontology annotation, cellular component: membrane. The coding region runs from base 104 to 1348 and encodes 414 amino acids. The record is from RefSeq and is a predicted model, not a curated record. Gene Ontology annotation, biological process: intracellular zinc ion homeostasis; zinc ion transmembrane transport. Lineage: Eukaryota; Fungi; Ascomycota; Sordariomycetes; Amphisphaeriales; Pseudomassariaceae. Gene Ontology annotation, molecular function: zinc ion transmembrane transporter activity.